This is a messenger RNA of Sapajus apella (tufted capuchin), 908 nucleotides long. Its product is annotated as DNA topoisomerase 3-beta-1-like. The annotation marks the transcript as partial. NCBI's taxonomy places the organism in Eukaryota, Metazoa, Chordata, Mammalia, Primates, Cebidae. The transcript is spliced from 2 exons. The record is from RefSeq and is a predicted model, not a curated record.
GACUCGGGGUCCUUGCCUGGCAGCGUGUCACAGGUUCUGCACGACAGGUCACAUAUUGUGUAUUAUGAGAGGAGUUGGGGCAGGGGCCAAGUCGGUGGCCUCAGUGACCCUCACACCCCCUGCCUGGCAUCACCGCAGGCCAAGCCAAGCUGCCUGCACUGCUCCCACUGUGACGAGACCUACACACUCCCCCAAAAUGGCACCAUCAAACUCUACAAGGAGCUCCGCUGCCCUCUGGACGACUUUGAGCUGGUCCUGUGGUCGUCAGGCUCCCGGGGCAAGAGCUACCCACUGUGCCCCUACUGCUACAACCACCCACCCUUCCGCGACAUGAAGAAAGGCAUGGGCUGCAAUGAAUGUACACACCCCUCCUGCCAGCACUCGCUGAGCAUGCUGGGCAUCGGCCAGUGUGUGGAAUGCGAAAGCGGGGUGCUGGUGCUGGACCCCACCUCGGGCCCCAAGUGGAAGGUGGCCUGCAACAAGUGCAACGUGGUGGCGCACUGCUUUGAGAACGCCCACCGCGUGCGGGUGUCCGCCGACACCUGCAGUGUCUGUGAGGCCGCCUUGCUUGACGUGGACUUCAACAAGGCCAAGUCCCCACUCCCGGGCGACGAGACACAGCACAUGGGCUGCGUCUUCUGUGACCCCGUCUUCCAGGAGCUGGUGGAGCUGAAGCAUGCGGCCUCCUGCCACCCCAUGCACCGUGGUGGACCAGGGAGGAGGCAGGGUCGAGGGCGGGGCCGGGCCAGGAGGCCCCCUGGGAAGCCCAACCCCAGGCGGCCCAAGGACAAGAUGUCAGCCCUGGCCGCCUACUUCGUAUGAUGGCCCUGCCCUUCCUCACUCAGGCUGCGGUGCCGUGCAGACACCUCAUGGCACUUGAAACUAUUAAAAUGCAUUUUGUCUUCUCC